Messenger RNA from Sinocyclocheilus grahami, 420 nucleotides. Its product is annotated as probable leucine--tRNA ligase, mitochondrial. The transcript is spliced from 5 exons. Lineage: Eukaryota; Metazoa; Chordata; Actinopteri; Cypriniformes; Cyprinidae. The record is from RefSeq and is a predicted model, not a curated record. The coding region runs from base 70 to 420 and encodes 116 amino acids.
CGAAUGGUAUGGAGUCAAAAGCAUGCAGGCCAACUGGAUUGUGCUUUUUCAACCACAUAUUGAAGGUGGAUGGUCGUGACUCAGGAGAGGUGUUGUCUGCUACACUUGUUCUCCAGAGGCUGUGUUCGGAGUGGCUUAAGUCUCAGUCCUGCCCUCCCACCGGCUGUUGCAUGCUCCAGUGCCCUCAAAACAGCUCUGCUCAGAGCCCUGAGACCCGGCAGAGACAGCCUGACUGAGGUCACGGCCCUCAAUGUGUUCACCGGCUGCGAGGUUCUAGUGGUGAUCUUCGGCAAGAAUGAGUUCAACGGACAUCUGGACACUGUGAUAGGCAUCCCAGAGAGCAGUGAGGAGGACGCAGAGUUGGCUCGGUCUCUGGAUUUGAGCUGGAACUCUGUUCUGAAGACGGAACGCAGACUCUAA